AUGAAUUUGUUCGGUGUCAAAAUGUUAGGCGAACUUUUAUAUUCAAUAGAACAUCAUUUAGCAGCAAUUACGGUUGUGGUAAGCAUCGCGUGUUUGGUCGGGGCGUUCAUAUUCCUGGCCGGCCUCUGCUACAUCAGAAAGCAAAGAAAGAUAAUAAACUCGAAAAAGCAGCAAUUGUUGCAGGAGAAAUGCGCUCAGCACGGCUACAAAACAGACAAACUUCCGGCGGAAGUGGAUUACUCACGUGACAGACAAUUAUUUCCGCUUGACAAUCAACAGCAGCAGCAGCAGCAACAGCCUCAUGACUAUCGUGAGCGCUUUUCUGAAGAUAUAAUUGAAGAGAAUGAUUAUGCGUACGUUGACGAACUGUUGCAGGCACCAGUUGAUAAGUUGCCGCAACAAGUUGAUAAACAACUAGACGGCAACAUUGUACCGCAACCACAACAACAACCACAACUGCCACAUCUACCGCAACAACCACAACAGCAACAACCACAACAACAACAACGUAAUGUAACUUUCCAGCAACAACAUCAACAAUUUUUCUACCUUCCCGAGUUCUCUAACUUCAAAUCUUCACCCAAAUUAACAAGAGCCAUUCUAUACAACCCGCCGAUAAGUCAACAACAACAACAGCAACAACAAAUUUUUCAACAACAACAACAACCAAUAUUGCAGCAACCACAACAACUACAACAGAUCUUGAAGCCGCAGCAGCAGCAACUGCAACCACAACUUCCGCAGAUAACAUCGGAACAGCAGUACAACCCAGGCCAACAUUACGAGAAAUAUAAUAAAUAGAAAUUUACGGAAUGAAUUGAUAAAUUUAUUUAAAUUAACAAUUAAAUGAGGCAAUAAAAUUGAUAAUUAUUAUUAAUAUGAAAAAAUAAAAAAGUAAUUAAUGAAUAAUAUCGGUGUAAAUCUUGUUAAAAUUUGUGAAAACUUCAACAUUGCAUACUUUUUUUUUAAUUCCAUACAAGCCAAUAAGCUCUUACGGAGAAAAUUUAAUUUGAAAACUGAUUCCAUAUAAACCAAACAAAAAUACCAAGCACACGUGAAACCAUACACAUACACACACAUACAUACCAGUAAACAUAUACAAACAUUUACACACAUACAUACAUAUUUUUAACAAACACUUAAACACAUUCACAUACAAAUUAAUAAGGACAAUUGAUAUUAACAUGUGUAAAAUUUUCUAAAUAUUUAACAUUAAAAUAUGUUAGUUAUAAAUAAUAAACAACAUUUCUGUCACUUCUAGCUAAUGUUUUGCUGUAACAUAUGUAUAUCUAAUCUAUAUUUUAAGUCAAACUAUGGUUGAGAAACAAAUUUAUUUUUUAAAAUCACAAUCCUUUGCUUAAACACGUGAUUUCAUUCAUUCAUUCCUUUAUUUAUCUUUUCAUUCAUUCCAUUUUUCAUUCGUUCAUUAUUCAUUCAUUCAAUCAUUUUUCAUUCAUUCCUUUGUAUACACUUUUGAACAUAUGUAUUUUUUAUUAAAAAAUGAAAAUAAAUAUUAAUAUAUAUAUAUAUAUAUAUAUAUAUAUAUAUAUAUAAAAUCUUUAUUUCCGUUAAUGAUUCUUUUGCUAGCUUAAAUUCGUUUUAAGAGUUCAACGUCAUUUUUUUGUAAAAUAGAUUAAAAUAAAUUAAAAUAAUAAAUCGUUAUCAUUAUUAUUACUGUUGUUAUUAUUAUUGUUGCUAUUAUUGUUGCUGUUAUUGUUAUUGUUAUGAUUUGUUUUCAAUUAAGUUUUUCUGGUUGAAAUAAAAAAAUUGAAACUUC
Molecule: messenger RNA, 1777 nt
Organism: Helobdella robusta
Lineage: Eukaryota; Metazoa; Annelida; Clitellata; Rhynchobdellida; Glossiphoniidae
Exons: 3
Coding region: 1-801 (266 amino acids)
Source: RefSeq, a predicted model, not a curated record